UCAUGGGAGAUGGCAGAGGAGCGCGGUGGCAGCGCAUGGUGUGCAUGCGUGCGUGUGUGUGUGUGACGGGGGAGGGAUGUGGAUGAGGAGCGGGCUCUCUUUCUUUCUCACAGGGCUCAGUUAAUCCUGCUAUCAGGCGCUGGUAAGCAGCAGUCUCAGCGCUGGAUUCCGAGAGAAGGAGACGCGCAAUCCAGAAGGCGCAGCAGAGGGGAGGCGAGAGAGGCAGCUAAAGAGAGCAGAGCGGGGGAAAAAUCAAAUCUAUGCUCGGAACUGGGCUUCUUUUUCGCCAAUGCAAAAGGGAAUAUGCAGCACAUUUUUGCCUUCUUCUGCACCAGUUUCCUAGGGGCGGUGUUAGGGGCCAAUUUCCCCAACAAUAUCCAGAUAGGGGGGUUAUUUCCUAAUCAACAAUCCCAGGAACAUGCGGCUUUUAGGUUUGCGCUGUCUCAGCUCACGGAACCCCCUAAGCUCCUUCCCCAGAUCGACAUUGUGAACAUUAGCGACAGCUUUGAAAUGACAUACACCUUCUGCUCGCAGUUCUCCAAGGGUGUCUAUGCCAUCUUUGGAUUUUACGAGAGGAGGACCGUCAACAUGCUCACGUCUUUCUGCGGGGCUCUCCAUGUCUGUUUCAUAACACCCAGCUUUCCUGUCGACACAUCCAACCAGUUUGUUCUCCAGCUUCGCCCAGAGCUCCAGGAUGCCCUCAUCAGUGUCAUUGAACACUACAGCUGGCAGAAGUUUGUGUACAUUUAUGAUGCUGACCGGGGGCUGUCAGUCCUACAGAAAGUGCUGGACACUGCAGCCGAGAAGAACUGGCAGGUGACAGCUGUCAACAUCCUGACGACAACAGAAGAGGGCUACCGCAUGCUCUUCCAGGAGCUGGAGAAGAAGAAGGAGAGACUGGUGGUGGUGGACUGUGAAUCCGAGCGGCUGAACAUCAUCCUUAGCAAGAUCAUCAAGCUUGAAAGAAAUGGGAAUGGAUACCACUACAUUUUGGCAAACAUGGGAUUUAUGGAUAUUGAUCUGACGAAAUUCAGGGAGAGCGGAGCCAACGUCACUGGCUUCCAGUUGGUGAAUUACACGGAUACUGUUCCUGCCAGGAUCAUGCAGCAGUGGAGGAAUAACGAUGCCAGGGAGCUUCCUCGUGUGGACUGGAAGAGGCCAAAGUACACGUCGGCCCUUACAUAUGAUGGGGUCCGGGUGAUGGCCGAGGCGUUUCAGAACCUGCGGAGGCAGCGGAUUGACAUCUCCCGACGUGGCAAUGCUGGGGACUGCCUCGCCAACCCGGCCGUGCCCUGGGGACAGGGCAUUGACAUCCAGAGAGCGCUGCAGCAGGUCCGUUUUGAAGGACUGUCUGGCAACGUUCAGUUUAAUGAGAAGGGGCGGAGGACCAACUACACCCUCCAUGUGAUUGAGAUGAAACACGAUGGGAUCAGAAAGAUUGGUUAUUGGAACGAAGACGAAAAGUUAGUUCCAGCAGCCAUAGAUACUCAAACUGGCAACGAGUCCACGAGCCUCCAGAACAGGACGUACAUAGUCACAACGAUCCUAGAAGACCCAUACGUGAUGCUCAAGAAGAACGCCAAUCAGUUUGAAGGCAAUGAGAGGUAUGAAGGCUACUGUGUGGAGCUUGCUGCUGAGAUUGCAAAGCAUGUUGGCUACCACUACAGGCUGGAGAUUGUCAGAGAUGGGAAGUAUGGAGCCCGGGACCCCGACACCAAAACGUGGAACGGCAUGGUGGGAGAACUCGUUUACGGGAGGGCUGAUGUGGCUGUGGCACCAUUAACCAUCACUCUGGUUCGAGAAGAAGUUAUAGACUUUUCUAAACCGUUUAUGAGCUUAGGUAUCUCUAUCAUGAUAAAAAAACCUCAGAAGUCCAAACCGGGGGUGUUUUCUUUUCUGGACCCUUUGGCUUAUGAAAUAUGGAUGUGCAUUGUUUUUGCCUACAUUGGAGUGAGCGUUGUCCUCUUCUUGGUGAGUCGCUUCAGCCCUUACGAGUGGCACACUGAGGAGUUUGAGGAAGGACGGGACCAGCCGGCCAACGAUCAGACGAAUGAGUUUGGGAUAUUCAACAGUCUCUGGUUCUCCCUGGGAGCUUUUAUGCAGCAAGGAUGUGAUAUUUCUCCAAGGUCUCUCUCCGGCCGCAUAGUCGGUGGCGUCUGGUGGUUCUUCACCUUGAUCAUCAUAUCCUCCUACACAGCUAACCUGGCUGCCUUCCUCACAGUGGAAAGGAUGGUUUCUCCCAUCGAAAGUGCAGAGGACUUGGCCAAGCAGACAGAAAUCGCCUAUGGAACCCUGGAAGCUGGCUCCACUAAAGAGUUUUUUAGGCGAUCCAAAAUAGCAGUGUUUGAGAAGAUGUGGACAUACAUGAAGUCAGCUGAACCCUCCGUUUUUGUGAGGACAACAGAAGAAGGGAUGAUCCGGGUGAGGAAGUCGAAAGGAAAGUAUGCCUACCUCUUGGAGUCCACCAUGAAUGAGUACAUCGAGCAGCGGAAGCCCUGUGACACCAUGAAAGUGGGAGGUAACUUGGACUCCAAAGGCUAUGGCAUUGCAACGCCAAAGGGGUCUGCACUGAGAGGUCCCGUAAACCUAGCGGUUUUGAAACUCAGUGAGCAAGGCGUCUUAGACAAGCUGAAAAGCAAAUGGUGGUACGAUAAAGGGGAAUGUGGAAGCAAGGACUCCGGAAGUAAGGACAAGACGAGCGCUCUGAGUCUCAGCAAUGUGGCGGGGGUUUUCUAUAUCCUCAUCGGUGGGCUCGGACUAGCCAUGCUGGUUGCCUUAAUCGAGUUUUGUUACAAGUCCAGAAGUGAAUCAAAGCGGAUGAAGGGUUUUUGUUUAAUCCCACAGCAAUCAAUCAACGAAGCCAUACGGACAUCAACCCUUCCCAGGCCGGCUGCAGCAGGAGGCAGUGGAGAAAACGGACGUGUGGUCAGCCACGAUUUCCCCAAAUCCAUGCAGACGAUCCCGUGCAUGAGCCACAGCACUGGCAUGUCCCUAGGAGCUACGGGAUUAUAAUUGGCCUUUUGAACCAUUGCCUGGGUGAGAGCAGGGACAGCCCAACUCCACCCCCUCCAGAGCCAAAAACAAACCCAACACCAACAAGACAAAUGACGAUGACAGAAGGGACAAUUGGAUGGAUCUUCUCGAGGAAAUCAAAUCUAUUUCCCUUUUUCUUUUGCAAACAGAUCCACCGGCAGGAGAACAGAAACAGGUCUGUACUGCAAUAAGGAGAGCGUAAUGGGAUUAACAGACUCGUGAACCAUCCCUGAUCGAAGAACCACUGGAACACUAAUGAGGACUAUGCCAUUUUGUUUUAACUUGGUUGUUAAUAAGUCUUAGUGUGUGCAAUAUAUACAUUUUUUUCUUACUAAUUCCUGUGGUGUCAGGGUAACAUCAGUCCUUUCCCCUUUCCCUGCUCUGCCCUUUAAUCUGGUUUAGUUUGGGUUGCAAACCGUAACAUCUGUGCUACUAACAGCAAAAAGAAAUUCCAAUGAAUGACAAGUUGAACUCCCAGCAGGGUGUCAACGUCAGCCCCUUUUGUCUAUCGUGAUUCUGUUGUGAAUUUGGGGUGUGGAGUUAUUGCAACAAGGCAGACAGAGCUGCGAAUGGCUCUCCCUGCAGCAGGAAGGACUCAAUGCAAGAAGAAACUGAAAAAGAAUAGGAGGCUGUCUUGCAAGAGCGAAGAUAUGAGUGAGUUUGGAAACCCCAGGUAACCUGACGAUAAAGUGAUAAUUCUUCCAGAGAUGAUGAGUGGCAGUUCAAGAGAAGGAUCGUGUGCCUGAAGAGGAGAGCAUCAUGCAUGGCUGCUCUAAGAUCAUGGUAGCUGCUGUUUAUGGAAGAUAGAAGAUAAAUGCAGUAUUCCCCUUACAUGCCACUCUCCUGCCUAGGCUACUGGGGGCUAAUAAGCAAUUGUGAACCAUUUCUUCAUUGCUUAGCUUCUGUGUGUGCUCCCUUUUUGGUGGUCACAUAAGGGAACCACCUUGAGCCGGGAAUAGAUCAUCUCAAGACAUGCAGUUCUAGAUGGCUGCCUAUUAACGAGUAAAACACACUAGAAGUCACGGGGCUGCAAUGGGAAUAUCCCAACCUUUUUGCUCUGAAAUCCCUUUAUGGCCGUUUUUCUAAUUAAAAGGGACAUAUUUUAGACAGUUGGCUGGAAUGGCUUUCUGGAAGGAACUGCUGAAGCAAACAUGAAGGAGAUCCUAUAAGAGCUUCAUUCAAGCAUCCAUGACAUAUGAUUGCAUCAGAGCUGGUUAAACUUAGCCUUCCUGUCAAGCUGUGGCCUGUUCUUUGGGCACAAAGCCAAAAGUAGCAGAUUCCCACUCGUGUAUCCCUAUGGAGGGGAAAGCAACCCCAAGCAAGGAGAGCAGAUUGCUGACACCAAACUAGGUAUUGCAGAAACCGGCACUGAGGGUCAGGCAGCUGGAAGCCCAGCUACAAGAGAUCAAAGGGACAAGGCUGGCUUUCCAGAACUGCACAAAAGAUUCAUUCUGUGAAUCUUUGGCAUGGACAAACACUUCCCAUCCUGGUGGGCCUGAGGCGCUUCUCCAGAAGCGAAGAAUCACCAGGGGAGUAUCUAGAGCAAGAGAAGAUCUGCGGGACAGGGACCACAGUGAAUCCACUCAGCCUUGUCCCAUCGCUGAAGGCACAUAAAGUUCCAAACUUCUCACAGGACUCAGCAAAUAUCUGGCCGGGGACUGAGCUGCUAUUGGAGCAUUCUGAACUGCUUUUUUCUCUCUCUCUCUUUUUUUUUUUCUUCCUGAAACGUAGCAAGUGAGGAGCAGAAAAGGAAGAGAUGCAAGUGAAGACAGUUAUGCAGGCAAAUGACUGGCACAAGUCUAUGAGGAGGGUCUGUCCAUACAGCUGUCCACAGGGCUGGAAACUGCCUGAACCCCACGUUCCAUUAGUGUACUCUGCAGAGCAAUACGUUUACCACCUUUAACACCAGCCUGGUCCAAAGCAUCUGUCCCAUCUACCUGCUUGUCUUGCAACACUUUGGACACCAGUGAGUCAAAGAGUCAAGGUCUGAAGCUCAGGCACAGCAUGUCUUAUGCUAGUGUUUUUUCUUCUCCGCUGCUGGAAACCCUUCUGGUCUUCACCUCUCAUCGCCAAACAUGAGUUCUGUCAUCAGCUGCUCCAAACACCUCUACAGAUCACUUUGUGUUGAUUAUCAUUGUUUUUAAUCCACUUACCUUUCCUUAAUUUUAACUUCAGCUCUACAUAAGCACUAACAUGGUCAGAGCAAUCCCUCAAGCUAGCCUGCUUCCAUGUCUACAGCUCUCGGAGGCAUCUCCUGUCCCAGCUCUUGCCACAUCCCAGCGAGGGCUGCCAAGCCCUUCAGUGCUCUGUCCUCCUCCAAAGACAUGAUCACCAUGGUGGAUGGUCACAGGGAGCCCAGCUGGGCACGCAGACAUCAAUGGCAUCGUGGGAAGCAAUGCGCAUGUGCCAGGACUGUCCACCUGUGACAUAAAGAUGUGGGAUGCGAUCUUCAAAGGCUUUUUGAUCAGUGACAGGGUUAAAAAAAAAAAAAAAAAGAGGAAUAGGACAAAAGCGUGGAAAAAUGUUAACUUGUAAUAUGUAUUUUUACUACACUUUUCUUAAAAAUAGAGUAACAGUAAAACUCUUAAAGACAUUGACAUUUUUUCUCAACAGGAAUCCAUAUUUAACAGUUUUGGCUUUCAUUAAAUUUUGCUCUUUGGUACCUGGAUCUUUUAUUUAACAGCUAUAUU
Numida meleagris (helmeted guineafowl) is the source of this 5723-nucleotide messenger RNA. It is a transcript of the gene GRIA1, whose product is annotated as glutamate ionotropic receptor AMPA type subunit 1. The transcript has 16 exons. Gene Ontology annotation, cellular component: AMPA glutamate receptor complex; plasma membrane; postsynaptic membrane. The record is from RefSeq and is a predicted model, not a curated record. Lineage: Eukaryota; Metazoa; Chordata; Aves; Galliformes; Numididae. Gene Ontology annotation, molecular function: AMPA glutamate receptor activity; transmitter-gated monoatomic ion channel activity involved in regulation of postsynaptic membrane potential. The coding region runs from base 304 to 3012 and encodes 902 amino acids. Gene Ontology annotation, biological process: synaptic transmission, glutamatergic; modulation of chemical synaptic transmission; monoatomic ion transport.